GAAAAUUAUGUUACAAGAUGCAUAGUUUAUAUAGAGAAUAACUUAAUUUCCUAAACUAAUAUGUAAUAAUAUAUAAUAGAUAAUGAUAAGUUUCAUAUUUUAAUAUAUUGAUGUAUAUACGUACCAAUAUUGACCAUCAGAUUAGUUCGAUCUUCUAGAUCUCCCAAUAAAAUCUAAACAAAAAGAUUCCUAAGCCAUGCAGGAAAUCUUGACGCAGUGUAAAAUUGAAACAGAUCUUCCUUAACCACACUAUUCGCGAUAAGAAAGACUGUUUUAAGGGCAUGACGAGACUGCGAUUCCACUCGCCAUUUCCAAACCCAGAGCCGGCUCUUACCCAUGGCAACAUGGACAUUUGCCAUGGGUCUAUGGGUCUAUAUAUUUUGUUGUUGUUUUAAAUGUCUAUUUAAUCUGUAAAAAUUAUCUAAAAAGUUCAUAAUUAAGUAAAUUGAAUUUAAUUAUUAAAAAUAAAACAAUAAAAAUCUACAUUUUCACCAUUAGUUUUGAGAUACUUUUGUUAUUUGUCUCAGGUCUUAGACCUCAAGUUAAAAGAAAUAUAGAAAAGGAAAAAUAUAGAAAAUAUUUAUAAAUGAAUCUAUAGUUCUUGGCUCUAAUUGAUGACCAGGUUGAAUGAAAAAAAUUAUGGUGAAUUCUUUGUUCCUCCGAUUUUGUACCAGUUGUGUUGAAUUUUUUUGUCAAAUUAUUGACAUGAGGAUUCCACUUUUUUCCUCUAAAUUCUUCAUAGAUGAAUGAAAUUAUAAAGAAAAAUUUUCCUCUUCGAUUCUGGUGAGGAACAAAAUGAAAAAAAAAAUCAUAUUUUCUUAUUUUUUCAAUUCCUCGAAUGAACUUUUAUUCAUUAUUUUAUUCAUUUUUCCAUUCAUCUAGUGGUCACCAAUCCGAGCCUUUGUUUUGCCCAGAACUAUUAUACUGCUUGGCCCUCUUUAAAGAAGACCGCAUAGCACUGUCUCAUUUUGAUCUGUUUAUGGCAUUCAGCUUUUUACCACAUAAAGGUGAAUCGAUUUAAUAUAGUUACAUAUAUAAUUAAAUAAAAGAAAGGUAUUUGGAAAAAUAAUGAACAAAAAAGAGAUGACACAAAAUUGAAGUAAAUUAAAUCCUAACCUUGUAUUUGCAACCUUCUUCUUUUCUUCAUUCACACAUACCAAAGCAAGAAAAUGGACCGUCACAAGAAGUUGUUUUGCUUCUCCUCUUGGUCUCAACCUUCUCCAUAUUCCAAAUUUUAUUUGCUCAAGGCGCUCCAACGACUCUUAUUCCUCCAAUCAUAACCUUCGGUAAUUCUGUGGUUAAUGUCGGAAAAAACAACUAUCUUUCGGCACUUUUGAGAGCGGAAUACCCUACUUAUGGCCGUGAAUUUGCUAACCUCAAAUCCACCGCUCGUUUCUGCAAAGGCAAAUUAGUCACUGACAUUACCAGUACAAGCUUUUACUUGUAGCCCAAGUUAUCGUUUCUUUAAGCUCCGUUGAGUUGCUUGGAACUGAAGUAUCUUGUGUGUGUACUUCUCUGUUACAGCUGAAACACUGGGCUUCAGUAAAUACUCACCAGCUAAAUUAUCCAAGUCCCGAAGCUUCAGGAAAGAAUCAGUUCGGUUCUAUGCUUCUCAAUAAUUCUCUACAUUUAUCAAGGUAACGUUGUAAGAGGAGAUUGUGAAUCUUUGUGGAUGCAGCAAGUGUACGCAAUUGGAGCAAGGAAGAUAGGUGUGACUCCUCUGCCUCAAACGGGAUGUCUUCCAGCUGCAAGAAACCUUUUCGGUUUCCAUGAAAAAGGUUGUGUUUCAAGACUCCACGCAGAUGCUCAGCAAUUCAACAAGAAGCUUUACGCAGACGUUUCAAAACUUCAGAAGCAAUACUCUGAUCUUAAGAUUGUUGUCUACGACAUCUUCAGCCCACUCUAUGAUCUUGUUCAGUCUCCUGCCAAAUCCGGAUUCUCGGAAGCAACAAAAGGAUGUUGUGGAACAAGAACAGUCAGAGACAAGUUCGAUUUUGUGCAGUCCAAAAUCUUACGGGACAUGCUACAAUGCUACUCAGUAACUCAGUGUGUGUUCUGGGACAAUGUUCAUCCCUUUGAAGCUGCCAAUGAGAUUCUUGCACCUGCUUUAAUUGGACAGGGCUUCUCUCUCCUCGGUUGAUCUCUUACGUAUUUGUCUUAAGUCUUACGUAUUUACUUCAAAAAAAUUGAUGAUUUGCUUUUACCACAGGAAACCAAAAAGUUGAGGAACACAUAAUACUAUAAACGAUAUACAACGUCCUUGUGCUUGUU
This is a messenger RNA of Brassica napus (rape), 2271 nucleotides long. Its product is annotated as GDSL esterase/lipase APG-like. Gene Ontology annotation, cellular component: apoplast. The record is from RefSeq and is a predicted model, not a curated record. Lineage: Eukaryota; Viridiplantae; Streptophyta; Magnoliopsida; Brassicales; Brassicaceae. Gene Ontology annotation, molecular function: hydrolase activity, acting on ester bonds. The coding region runs from base 1673 to 2140 and encodes 155 amino acids. The transcript is spliced from 2 exons.